This is a messenger RNA of Linnemannia hyalina, 879 nucleotides long. NCBI's taxonomy places the organism in Eukaryota, Fungi, Mortierellomycota, Mortierellomycetes, Mortierellales, Mortierellaceae. The record is from the annotation of a GenBank genome assembly.
AUGAUUGAACAAAAGUCCCAGCGUCUCAUGGCUGCCUGUACCGACGGUAACCUUGAACUCGUCAACAGAAUCGCCUCCAAAUUCGACAGCAUCCAGGAGCUCUGCGAGACCGAGCCCUCGUCUGGGUACACGCCCUUGAUGAUGGCUGCCCGACAUGGCCAUCUCGAGGUUGUUGAGGCCUUGAUCCAGCUCGGUCACGACCGCGCCGAGACUUCCAGGGAUCACAACAACAACAACAUCUUGAUGAUUGCAGCCGAACAUGGUCACUUGGCCAUCUUUGAGGUCUAUGCAACAAAAUUCCCGCGCGUUGUCGAGAUGAGCAACAAGAAGGGUUGGACAGCCCUGACAACUGCUGCUCGAUUUGGAGCCAUUGGCAUGGUCGAGAUUUUACUUCACCUUGGAGCAGACAUCAACCACCGAGACGAGGAAGGAAGCACGCCACUACACCAUGCUGCUGCCUAUGGUCACAUUCAGACCAUUACCUUGUUGAUUGAAAAAGGAAGCAGCUCGACCAUCAAAAACAAUGGCGGCUGGACCGCACAGGACUUCGCUUUCUCGGACAAGGUGUCAGCACACAUGGAAGAAUGCUGGAGAGCGACGGGCAGAUCGAUGACUUCGUCGCCUUCAUCCUUCUCGUCACUGUAUUCCAACGGCUCAGCACAGCAGGAUUCACUUUCAGGUUCACCACCAUCGACCGUCGGCAAGUCAGGAGCGAACACGCCUAUGCCAUUGGCGCUGUCUGGUCGUAAGGAGUCAUGGACGAAUCUUGCACAUGGACCCUUGUCGCCCAUCUUGGCCUCCAUCUCUGGCGCGACUUCUCCACGACUUGCACCCUCGAAUGCAUGGUCGGAAUUCAAGCGAGUUAUCGUCAAGCAGUAA